This is a messenger RNA of Ictidomys tridecemlineatus (thirteen-lined ground squirrel), 3092 nucleotides long. NCBI's taxonomy places the organism in Eukaryota, Metazoa, Chordata, Mammalia, Rodentia, Sciuridae. The record is from RefSeq and is a predicted model, not a curated record.
CGCGACCAGGACCCAGCGGGGGCGGUUGAGACCCAGGCUGGCCGGCCAGGACCCAGGCUGACCUGGGGAGCAAACGGGCGCGCAGAGCAGGGUUCAGGCACUGCGCGCCCGUGUGCCGCCCUUACCACCCUCCCGCUUCCCGCGGGUUCAUUAGGGCAGGGCCUGCCCCUUUACUUCUCAUCCCCCACCCCCUGCCAGUUAGCCCAUUGCUUUGUGUCACUUAUGUGUCUGAGUCAUUGUCUCUCCAGGGCAGGGGCCGCGAUUUUGACAUUUCUUGUCCCCAUCUAGCGUCCUUCUCGGGUUGGGGAUAUUCUAGGUCCUUUGCCUAUGAUAAUAACCAAACGGGGGGGGGGGUCCUCUGGGUUCCUGAGGGAGGGCAUCUGUCUGGGGCUGAGCACUCAGGGAUGGCUUCCUGACAGAGGUGACACCUAAGGAGACUUAAGGGAGAGAGACGUGGGCAGGCGUGUCAUGGCCAGCAACCGUGUUCAGCCACCUUUGGGGUUGAAGUGAGGCUGGGUGGGCAUGAGGCUGAGUGGUCAGAAGGGCCUUCGCCUACAGCACUCCCGCAGCACACCAGGAUGGAGCUCAGCCGAGGAGGGGAGCAUUCAGCCUGCUCCGAGGCAGAACUGCUGCUGGAGCUGGGCCUUGGGGAGUAAGAGCUUGGGGGACAGAGCACAGAACUUCCCAGCAGCAGCCGGCGUGUGCAAAGAUUCCAGCCACAAGGAACAAGCCAAGUGCUGGGCGGGGCUCAGUCGGUACUUCAGAGUGUGCCACGCAGGCUGACAGUGGCAAGGCCCCAGGCCCCUCUCUAGAGAUGCGUGCUCCCUGAGCUCCCUGGAGUCCACACUGAGUUCCUUGAGCACUUCAGGUGCAGCCAGAGAGGAAGCUCCAGCACUGUUGGAAUGGCUCCAGGAGGCCCCAGGGCCUGGCUGUGAGGACACUGGUGUGCACACUGUGCCCAGGAGGUUCAGUCUGGGCCUCAUGCUCAGAGAGUGCAUGCACAGUUUUGGAUGGUGAUGUAAGUAGGGAGGUCACAGAAGGUUGAAAAGCAGAUGGCCCCUCAGUGGCGCCUGCCUGGGUCAAUGUCGGCCUCUCCCUGAGGUAGGGUGCUUUGGACAAAAAAGCAUGCGUGUUUCCCACACACCUAUUCAGACUAAUCUGCAAGGACAUUUUUUAAGUUAAAAACAAUGACAGCUCUAUGUAUCAUUUGUCACCAUUGACAGAAAGACAGUGAAGGCUUUGGUAGCAGCACCCCCUUGUGUGCAGGCCGAGCUAGCAGGAGGGGUUCACAGGAAGAAGUGUCAUGCUGAUGGCCCCGGGGCGGGACUGGUACCUGAAUCUUGUCUGGUGUGGUCAUGAGCUCCAUAUAGCGUCCUUCUCACGUGGAGUUCCUUUUAUUUCACCAAUGAGUCACAGCUCUUUGUUGCCAUAGGUGGCUCCAAACAGGACAUUCGUGAACGAAUUUGGGACUACAUGGAGUCAGAAAAUGUAGCUGACUUUCCCCGGCCUGUUCAUCACAGGAUCCCCAACUUUAAGGGCGCGAAUCGUGCCGCGGAGCACUUCCCGCGUUUGCAGGUGUUCAGAACAGCCAGGACCAUCAAAGUGAAUCCCGACGCUCCCCAGAAGAAUGCGCGCUUCCUGGUCCUGGAUAGCAAAAAAACCUUGCUGGUUCCAACGCCCCGGCUGAGAACAGGACUGUUUAACAGGAUCACGCCUCCUCCUGGAGCCAGCAAAGACAUGUUGAGGAGAUGUGCCACCUCCCAGGGGGUGAGGGACUUCAGUGUGCCCGUCGGCUUGGAUUCCAGAGUCCUUGUGGAUCUAGUUGUCGUGGGAUCUGUUGCUGUUUCUGAAAAAGGCUGGAGGAUUGGGAAGGGAGAAGGUUACGCUGACCUUGAAUACGCCAUGAUGGUGUCGAUGGGAGCCGUCCACGAGGGGACGCCAGUGGUCACCAUCGCCCAUGACUGCCAGGUGGUGGACAUCCCUGAGGCGCUCCUCGAGGACCAUGACCUCACUGUGGACUACAUCCUCACUCCAACCAGGGUCAUCUCCACGGGCUGCAGGCGCCCAAAGCCGGCAGGAAUCACGUGGUCCAAGGUCAGCCCUGAGAUGCUUGGGAAAAUCCCGGUACUCAGAAGCCUCCGCGACCGAGAGAAGCGGGCGGGGAAGGACGUCGCUCUUCAGGCUGAGCACCAGCCCUUCCUGGGAUCAGCCAGCACGCACCCAGCGCUGCCAGGCACGGUCAGGAGGCCCCACGAUGCACCCCGGCCAGGGGCAGAUUCCUUGGAAGCAGCCUGUGGCCCCCGUGAUGGGGAGGACGUGCCGGCUGCCACCGUGUGUGUGGGGAACCUCCCCCACGAUGCCCGCGUGAGGGACCUGAAGAGAGCCCUCCGCGAGCUCCAGGUGGCGCCCCUGCAGCUCACCUGGCGGGGGCCGCAGCACAGGGCCCUCCUCCACUACCGGGACCUGGCUGCAGCCCAGCAGGCCGCCUCCUGUUUGCAGGGCCUGCACCUGGGUGACCGUGCCCUGACUGUGGCCCUGGCCAGACCACCCAACAAGUCACCCGGGGGCUGCCCAGGCAGCUAGAGGCACCCUGGGGAGGAGUGUGACGUCCUGCCGUGCUGCUGCUGCGGCACUGGAGACUGUAGCCCAGGGGAUGUGGGGUGCCUCUGAGGCUCCUGUGCUGCCCCGUAUCCCCGAGAGGGUGAGUGUGUGUCCUUAGGCCCCAGAGGGGGACCUCGCUCACACCUUGAGACAAGAAGCUCUGGGACCUGGGUCCCGGUUUUCCUGCCGCGUGCCCGUCAGGAUGGCAGCUCCCUGUCUGGCCAGAGCUGAGGCCGCCCCUGGCAUGGGAGACCUGGCUGCACAGGUGACCGUCAGAGCUGAUGGGCCCGGCCCUGACACCACCACCUCAGCUCCUGUGCCCAGCUGUGCCCCACACCAGCGCCACCCUCGCACUGCACGUUAGACCAGUCAGUGAGUCCAGGUGAGCCCGUCCCGGGACUCUGUCCACGGCCACCAAAGUGAUCCCACCUAACCUGUCAACGCACAAGGAAAUUAAAAUUGUCAUAAAAUAAAAGACUGAUUGAUUGGCA